CCCGCCUCAGCCGCGGCGGCGGGGGAGGAGGAGGAGCGGCGGAGCGCGCCCGGCGCGAUGUGGCAGCGGUCGGUGUGCGUGGGCCUGCUGGCCCUGGCGCUGGGCUACCUGUGCGUGCUGGGCCCCGAGCUGCCCCCCGCGGCCCUGCGGCAGCUCUCGGCCUCGCUGCUGGGGACGCUGCGCCGCGCCCGCUCGCUGGAGGCGCGCACGGUGGCGGCCUGGCAGGCGGCCAUUGUCCGCCCCGCGCGCGGCUGGGCGCGCGUCGCCGUCGGCGUCAACGCCUGCGUGGACGUGGUUCUGUCUGGGGUGAAGCUGCUGGAGGCGCUGGGCCUGGAGCCCAGCGAUGGGAAGAACCACGCAGUCCUGAACUCCGGGCAGGACCUCAAGGAGGCUUUUGCUCACUUCAUGGAGAGAGGGGCGGCUGCCGAGCGCUUCUUCAGCGAUGCCGAGGCGUUCCAGGACAUUGCCCGCACAGCCUCGGAGCACCCCGCAGCACAGCUUUACGUGGGAGGAAAUGCUGCUCUCAUCGGGCAGAAGCUUGCAACAAAUCCAGACCUGAAGAUCCUUCUUUGUGGCCCAGUUGGUCCCAAACUCCAUGAACUGCUAGAUGACAAUGUGGUUGUGCCACCUGAAUCCAUGCAGGAAAGAGAUGAAUUCCAUCUUAUCUUGGAAUAUCAAGCAGGUGAGCAGUGGGGCCGAGUGAGGGCUCCUGCUGCCAACCGCUUCAUCUUCUCCCACGACCUGUCCAACGGCGCCCUGAACAUGCUGGAAGUGUUUGUGUCCAGCCUGGAUGAAUUCCAGCCAGACCUGGUGGUGCUUUCAGGACUACACAUGAUGGAAGGGCAGAGCAAGGAGAUGAGACAGAGGCGACUCAUGGAGGCUGUGGCCUCCAUCUCUGAUAUCCCAACUGACAUUCCCAUACACCUGGAGCUGGCCAGUAUGACUGAUCAGGAUUUUAUGAGCAACAUUAUGCAUCAGCAGGUCUUUCCCCUGGUGAACUCCAUCGGGCUGAACGAGCAGGAGCUGCUGUUCCUCACCCAGUCUGCUUCUGGUCCCCACGCCUCCCUGGCCUCCUGGAGCGGCAUUCCCGACGUGGGGGUGGUCAGCGACAUCCUCUUCUGGAUCCUGAAGGAGCACGGCAAGACGGCGGAGCGGGCCUCGGACCUCACGCGGAUCCACUUCCACACGCUGGCCUACCACAUCCUGGUCACCGUGGACGGCCACUGGGGCAACCAGGCGGCGGCGGUGGCGGCUGGGGCCAGGGCUGCCGGCACCCAGGCCUGUGCCACCGACACCAUCGACACCAGCAAGGUCUUCCUCAAAGCUCCUCUGGAGUUCGUCACCUCCCACACGGAGGCACCAUCAAAAAUUUCCCUCAAUCCAGACGAGCCCGUGGUGCACUGGCACAGGGAAGGCAUCUCCUUCCACUUCACCCCUGUGCUGGUGUGCAAGGAUCCCGUGCGGACCGUGGGACUCGGGGAUGCCAUUUCAGCCGAGGGACUGCUCUACUCCGAAGUGUAUCCUCAGUAGAAAACCAGGACUCUCCUUCCUCUUCAGCACUGCACGGUGUCUGAGACCCGUGGAUUGGGACUUGAAGCAGUGGUGGUAUAGGAACAGAACCAGGGUGUGGUGUGUUUUCUGGGUAUAACUGAAAAAGAGCCAAAGAAUAAUUCCAGGUAUAAACUGUCAGCUACAUUCCAGUCACUCAGCAGUGGCUCGAGCGCUUCACGUGCAGAUCAGGUGCAAAUGUUUUAAUAUUUAAUGUGAAAACUGGCUUUGUCUUAAGGGGGAAGGACACAAAGACCAAAUCCCUGGCUGGCAAAGUUUGCUGUUUGUAGCUCAGAAUGGAUCUUUUCUGGUAGUGCUGCAGAGUGCAGCAGCAGGAGAAUUUCCUGCCCCUGGAUCCCAGGGAGAGCACAGCAGUGCCCGGCCCUGCCUUGCCUCUGGUAAAUUCAAAAUAAAAGGCUUGUGGGUUAUCUCCUCCCAGCACUUUGCAAACCUUCCUUGGGGUGAGAAUGGAAUUAUUGCCUGGUCCAAUCACCUCUCUGUGUGCCCAGCCCCAGAGGGAGCCACGGUCCCAAAAUGUGACACAGACUGAACCUACUCCAGGCUGCACAGGUGCUUCUGGAUAUCUGUGACUAAGGGUGUUCAACUGAGCCCCAGCAGCCUGUGCUUAGUUUUUAGGAAACAAGGAGUGAAGAUAAUCAGGGUUUCAGUUUGGGGGACAGCUCUGUUUCCGUGCCAGGGAACCCCCAAACCAUUCCCUGUGUUUGCUGUACACUAAAUACUCUGCUAAUGGUGUGUUAAAGAAAAGCUCUUGAAUGCUGGAGACUCAUUUUUGGUUGGUUGAGAAUGGUUGUGCCAAAUUUUUCUGUCUCUCUGCCCUCUAUUAGGAAAGGUUAAUAAUUCCAGAGGGAGGGGUCCCUCUGGAAGCUCAAAAGCUGCAAUAGUGUUUUCCAGGUAAGACUGAAGUGAGAUGCCCUUUUUAGGGUUUGAUGUUGGGUUUUUUUUGUCUAGGUCACCAAUAGUUUCUUUGCUCUGGCCUUUGAAAUUAAAAAAGCAGAAUCAUG
Messenger RNA from Pyrgilauda ruficollis (rufous-necked snowfinch), 2570 nucleotides. It is a transcript of the gene ADPGK, whose product is annotated as ADP dependent glucokinase. Gene Ontology annotation, cellular component: endoplasmic reticulum. Gene Ontology annotation, molecular function: ADP-specific glucokinase activity. The record is from RefSeq and is a predicted model, not a curated record. Gene Ontology annotation, biological process: glucose metabolic process. Lineage: Eukaryota; Metazoa; Chordata; Aves; Passeriformes; Passeridae. The transcript has 7 exons. Bases 58 to 1530 code for a protein of 490 amino acids.